This is a messenger RNA of Electrophorus electricus (electric eel), 1905 nucleotides long. Its product is annotated as metalloproteinase inhibitor 4. Gene Ontology annotation, biological process: response to hormone; negative regulation of endopeptidase activity; negative regulation of membrane protein ectodomain proteolysis. NCBI's taxonomy places the organism in Eukaryota, Metazoa, Chordata, Actinopteri, Gymnotiformes, Gymnotidae. The record is from RefSeq and is a predicted model, not a curated record. Gene Ontology annotation, molecular function: protease binding; metalloendopeptidase inhibitor activity. Gene Ontology annotation, cellular component: extracellular matrix.
GGAGAGUCCUCUGUAGGAGUGGCAGUCCUUCAGGCUUGAGGGAGAGUCCUCUGUAGGAGGGGCAGUCCUUCAGGCUUGAAGGACAGCACUCCUCCCAAGCAAAGAUGAGUGCUACAUAAAAGCUUUCUUUUCCCUCGCUUUUUUUUUUCUUUUUUUUUUUUUACAGUGUAUUGGCAAGGGAGAGAAAGGAAGAAAAAAAGGAAGCGAGGCAGCACAGAGUGGGAAGACGGACGAGGCCCUGCGAGGUACAUUUGCGUAAACCGUCCCAGCUGAGGAAGACAGUGCUCGGGUGUGUGUGUGGGUUUUUUUCCCCCUCCUUUUCUCCUCCGCUGCCCCUUUUAGCCCCCCACCCCCCCACCGUUGUUUACCCUCGCCCUUGGAAACCCGCUUUGCGCGAGACAGUCACAGGAGGCAACACGCUGAGCGAAAGUGACCAUGGGCAUCUGGCUGCACGGCUGUGGGACACUGUUGCUGGGCCUGCUCUUGGCCUUGGCCUUGAUGGACCCUGGGGCCGAGGCAUGCACCUGCCAGCCUGCCCACCCUCAGGAGCACUUCUGCCAGUCGGAAAUAGUAAUCCGGGCAAAGAUAUCCGGUGAGAAGAUUAUAUCUCCAAGCAACAGCUCUUCACCUUACCAGAAGAUGAUUCAGUAUGAAAUCAAAUUAAUCAAGAUGUUCAAAGGCUUUGACAAAGUGAAAGAUAUUCAGUAUGUCUACACACCAGUCUUUUCCUCUCUGUGUGGCGUUAAGCUGGAUGCCAGCAACAAGGUUCAAUAUUUGCUUACAGGAAAUAUGUGGAGUGAAGGAAAAGUGUCGAUUGGACUGUGUGACUUCAUCGAGCCUUGGGACAACCUCUCAUUGGCUCAGAAGAAGAAUCUAAACUACAGAUACCAAAUGGGAUGCGACUGCACUAUUUCCACUUGUUACACUGCCCCCUGCUGUGCCACAUCGGAAAAUGAGUGCCUGUGGACGGACUGGAUUCUGGACAACAAAAUGAGCCGAGAGCAGGCCCGCCAGUAUGCCUGCAUCAAGCGCACGGACGGCUCCUGCAGCUGGUACCGAGGCAGCGCUGGUCCCGACAAGGACUUUGCGGAUGUGUCAGAUCCCUGAGGACUAAGGACUGAGUGGGGAUCGGGGUGGGGACUGGAAGGUGGGAGGGUUGACGGCCCACCAUGACUCAUAGAGAAAGGUGGCAACGAUAAUGCCUCCGAUGUUCUACUGGCCUGUAGAAUUCAGAUUUCCACGCAUUGCUUAUUAAGAUGUUCAUAUUAAGAUGUGUAUGGCCUAUUUGGGCCACUCGAAUUAAUGUAAAUUAAUGUAAGCCUGGGGGUCUGGAUUUCUUGCCUACUUCACCAUAUACAGCAUAUACAGAAUGUGCUUUUUACUGCUUAUAAUUCAGUUUCACUUAACGAUACCCUGUAAUCUUUAAAAUGUAAAAUUUUGUAUUGCACAUCCGUUUGGAAACUACCUAUUCCAGUUUUGGGAAAAUGGCAUUUUAAAUGAAACAAGAUAAUAUAAUGUAUUCAAACUCGAAAAAUAUCUCCUAAUGUAUGUUUAUGUAGCUAAUUAAACAUUUGUUACAUGCUCAACAUUUUAUUCAGAUUUCAUAUGUCAGAUGUAUACAUAUUUAUAUAUGUUUGGGAAUUUAUUUUAGUUUCUUUGUCUUAUAAAUAUACAUAUAGCAUGCCAAUUAAGGAGUUUCACUAAGGGAGGGUUUUUAAUCUUCUUGGACUGCCUGCAACUGACAUAUUGAAAAGUGUUUUUAUCCCAGAGUUAUUGAGAAUUGUAAUUGGCUAAUUGUAUUUAUUUGCAGCCACAUUACGAUAUUUUAUCUAAGGUGUUUUAUGACAUCUGUGAGGAGAAAUAAAACACACCCCUCUAGCAUUUCAACAGUAGCAAAUUAAAACA